Messenger RNA from Trichoderma virens Gv29-8, 1098 nucleotides. RefSeq lists its product as uncharacterized. The coding region runs from base 1 to 1098 and encodes 365 amino acids. The record is from RefSeq and is a predicted model, not a curated record. The transcript is spliced from 2 exons. NCBI's taxonomy places the organism in Eukaryota, Fungi, Ascomycota, Sordariomycetes, Hypocreales, Hypocreaceae.
AUGGGCUCUCCAAAAGAACACCUUCCGUUGGACAUUUCCGAGGACACCAUUCGGGCCCUAAUUGCAUUCCUCGACCUGCCAGCGCCACAGUCGGUAUCGACUUUGUCUACUACGGCAGAGUACCAUUCGAUUUAUGUUAUUUCAUUUGCUCCAGAAGAGGUGGCUGCUGUUUUUCCAACCCUUCCACAGUCUAACAAGCAGUGUGUUGAGCUUAUCCUGCGAGUGUCUGGCCACCAUCUACCCCGCAUUAAAACCAUCAACGAAGUCGCAGUAAUGACUUGGGUGCGACAGAAUACACACUUGCCCGUAGCCGAAGUUAUACGUUACGAUGCCAGUACCAAUAAUCCAUUGGGCCAUGAAUUCACUCUUCUACAGCGAGUUCCUGGCGUCCCAGUUAGCGAGAUUUAUGACCGGCUCCCACCACAACUGCUGGAGGGUCUUAUCAAUCAGAUGGUAGAAAUCAUACAUCAAUUGCAUGCGAUCUCUUGGGAUUGUGUGUCGGGUCUUCAGUUUGAUGAUGACGGGCGUGUAGUCCCGGGACCUAUAGUGGAGGAAACGUUCUGGCAACAGCCUGAUGUGGCCAAAUACUGGCCUGAUACGGAGUCGGUGCAAUCUCUCAAUAUUUGUGGCCCUUACAAAUACUAUACCGAUUACAUAGCCGCGAUGGUGCGUGUUUAUCAACAUGCCAUUCGUCUUCAUCCAUCGUUGGCAGAUAUGCGAGAUCUUCUACCGCGUCUUGAUGCUUUUGUAAAGGUCCUGUCCGAUUUUCCCGAGCUCAAUAACACCAGGUAUUUCCUUGCGCACAAAGAUUUACACUUUGCAAAUAUCUUGGCAUUUCUCUGGAAUGGUCAAUACUCCGAAGGGGCCAUGGAAGAGAAAGAUCGUGUUAGCACCUUGUUUGCAGAACGCUGUGCCGCUCUUGGAUUAAUCUCGCUGAUAGAGGAGACAAAGCCAAGCUCGGCGGUGCAGGCAGCGAUGCAAGAGGCGAUUAAUUACCUGCGUGCAAUCGUAGAAGUGCGCCCGCGGGGUCAAAAGGAAGAAAGGAUACCUAGCUGGCGUGCCACUCUAGAGGCCCAGCUCAAGAUUCUAGGUAUUUGA